This is a messenger RNA of Acipenser ruthenus (sterlet), 4397 nucleotides long. RefSeq names its product centrosomal protein of 128 kDa-like. The transcript has 24 exons. The record is from RefSeq and is a predicted model, not a curated record. Bases 274 to 3594 code for a protein of 1106 amino acids. Lineage: Eukaryota; Metazoa; Chordata; Actinopteri; Acipenseriformes; Acipenseridae.
CAUAUGACACAACAGUAGCUGACUCUGGAUUUGCUGGGCGCUGUAGUUUUUUUUACCCAUCCCCGCUGUGUCUUUCUGUACUCGAAUUUUACACUAAGAACCACAUCUCCCUGCCUUGCUUGCGACGCCGCCUGUAGGUCCUCCCAGUCUUCCUGUUUUAGGGCGGCCAGUUCAAGUUGCCAUAGCUGCAGUAAUAGAAAGUGAAAUAGCAGUUGCAGAUAAAAUGAUGUGAUUUGAGUUAAUGUGAGUUUGUUACAAACAGCAAUCACACCCAUGGCAGAGUCUUCGAGUGAUUCCGAUACUUACCAUAGAAAUCGGGGAAACCGCCCAGGACCGGUUCGAGCCACACAUUUUGGCCCCCAAAGAAGAAGCAGAAUAAAUUCGUCUGGAGACAUUUCUGGGAAAAUUGAAACUUUGGCAAGCACUUUGCAGGAUACAAGUCGAAAUCUUACUUAUGUUGAUCGGAUGUUGGGCCAAUAUAGAGAGCACACAGGGGAUCAAGCAGAAGCAAUGACAACACUGAGAGACAAUUUAGAAGAGUCUAUACACCAGCUAAGACGCCAGCGAUUACGGAGAAACUCCGGAUCAACUUUACAUACAAGUGACUUAGAUGGCGGAUCAGCUUCUGGCAAAGCAAAUGUAAUUGCUUUCUGUGUUUGUUUCAUAGAAAGUCGUCAUUACCGGCCUACCUCACCUCUCCGGGACUAUAGGGAUUCGAAUGGCACCAGAAGACGGUCAAGGUCUGCGACCGUGCGAUUUGUGGAUGAAAUGGACCCACCUGAGCAUGCGCAUUCAUUACACCAGUCUCUUCGAGACCUCAGCAGUGAUCAGCUGCGAAUUGGAGACGACAUUGACAGAGAGAUUGUCAGGAGAAAUAGGACUGAGAUUGAAACUAAAAGAACUUUGGAGGAUUUGUCUAGCCGACUCCGAGAAUCACAGAGGGCAGAAGCUGUAUCCGAACGAGUGGAAAGGCGUCUACAGGAGAUAGAGAGAGAAAUGCGUACUGAGCGACAACAUGGAGAGAGACGUCAGGAUCAGCUUGGACACGUGUCACUGCAGCUACAGGAGGCUUUGAAAAAACAUGAAGUGAAAGGCAGUGAAAUGGAGGAGGUGAUGAAGAGCAAGCUUUUGAAAACGGAAUGUGAAAAGAGCCAGAUUGAACAAGAGCUGGAGCGAACUCGGAGACGACUGGACCAGUCUGAAGGGGGUCGGGACACUCUUCUUCAACAGGUCGAUGACCUACGCACACAGCUUUUGAAAACCGAGCAAGAUCGCCUGGACAUGCAGCAGCAGAUUUCUCAGAUUGCUCUUCUCCAGAGAAGUCGUAAUGAAGAGGAGGAGGAUCAAAGGAUGCUAAGAGCAGUGACUGAUCGAUCUGACCGUGAGAAGCAAGAGUUGGAAAAACAGAUACAAGAACUGAGGUUGCAGCUCAGUCAAAAUGUUGUCAUGUCUGAAGUACAGGAACUGAAAAGAUGCAUUGAGCGUAAAGAGAGGGAGAAAGCUCAACUCUCUGCACAUAUCGAGAUGCUGUCAUCAGACCUUGACAAGAGGGAGAAACAGCAGCUGAGGAUGCUUGAUCAGCUGAAAGAAAUCCAGAACCGUUACGAAGACUGUGAGACGGACCGAAAGCGCAUGGAGCUCCAGAUUGAGGAUUUGGACACUCAAUUGAAGGACUGUGGCAGGGAGGCUGAGAAGCAUGUGAACCAGCUUAAACAGGCCGAACUCCUGAAGGAGGAGAGUGACAAAAAGAAGGAAGAACUGAAAGCUAAAGCCCAGGAGACCAUCAGGCUCUGGAAACUAAAGUGUAAGAAACUUGAACGUGAUCUGGAGAAGCAGAACGAGAUGGCAGAACUAACAAUGGACAAAAACAAGCAGGUGACCAAAGAAAAGGAAACUCUACAAGGGCAGCUCCACUCAGUCAUGCUACAGAUGGAGAACCUUCGCAAGGAGCUGAGUGACGUCAUCUCAAAACUGGCACAAAAAGAAGAGGACAUUCGCCGUAAAGAUGUUGAACUCAAUGAGACAAAAUCUCAGCAUAUGGACUUGGAGCAUGAGAUUAGAGAGGUGCGGGAAGUUGCCAGCAAGCUCGAGAACGAGGUUCAAAACCAGAACCUGUUGCAUUCACAACUGAAGAGCGAUAACCAGGCACUGGAGAGUGAGGUUCUUGUGUUAAGCAGGAAAACUGAAAAGGAUCGGGGGAAGCUGCUUGAGAUGCAAGGAGAGAUUAAACACCUGAGUGCCAUUCGGGCUGAGUUGACCAACAGACUUUCUGAUGAGGAAAUAGCCAGGAAAGAGUUGAAGAAAGGCCUUGCUGACCUCCAAAGCGCAUAUGACUCUGGACAAGAGGAACUGCUCUCUGUGGGCAGACAGAUCAAACUCGAAAGGGAUCUGCAUCAUAGAGAACUGGCAGGUCUCAGAUCAGAGAUGGAAAAUUUGAAAACGAAACAUGAAAAGAAUAUCCAGGAGGCUGUCCGGCUUUUUAGACAAGAAAGGGAUGAGCAGGAAAACCACAUAAGAACUUUCAAGGCUGAAGCAACAGAGGACAAAAACUUAGUUAAAGCACAGCGUCGGCAGCUGGAAAAGAUGAAGAUUGAAUGUGACAAACUGACAGAGGAAUUAACCCAGAGUGAAGAGGAAAGCACUAAGCACAAGAGGAAGUACCAGCUGCUGAAGCAGGAGCUAGAAGAAAAGGGGAAAAUGGUCACCAGUGGUGGUGAGCGCCUGAAACGCAUGGAUGGAACAAUUGUGGAACUCCAGGAGCAACUUGGUUUAAUGAAAAUGGACCAAGAGUCCAUACUUUGCACAAUAGGAAUUGAAAUUGACUCUGCAUGUGAAGCCUUUUCAAGGGACUCGGAUGAACAAUUCAAAGCAAUAUCCCUUACACCUGGCUUGCAGAAGGACCCUCAUCGCUGGCUGGCUGAAAUGAAGACAAAGCUGCAGUGGUUGUGUGAGGAGGCGAAGGAGAGAGAGGGGCAAGAAAAGAGGCUGCGACGUCAUCUCCAGCAGAGCCGGGAGCAGCUCAAGGGCCUCAAACAGAGUAAUGAAUCAGAGCGGCAACUUCUGAUUGGGCAAAUCACAAAGCAGGAGCAGCUACUUGAAGAGAUUCACAGAGAAAAGAGAGAUUUACUCGAGAAGACACGUGGAAAAGAUGAAGAGAUGAGACAACUUCAGGACCGAAUUGUGGAGUUAGAAAUGAGUACCCGGUUAGCUCUGGACCAUCUGGAAUCUGUUCCUGAAAAGCUCAAUCUGUUAGAAGACUUCAGAGACCUGGAAGAUUCACAGAGACAGAGGGAGAUGAUCGAGCAGAGAUAUGCUAAAUAUAAAGAAAUUGUUGGCACUUUGCAACAUCAGUUGGAGGAAUCAAAAAGAAGAAUCCAGGAAUAUAGGGACGUGAAGAUGGAUGCAACAUCUCAAAGUGCCCGUCUUGCCACUCUCUCUUCUUCAAUACGAGGACAAAAUAGCUUCCUGUCCAGCUCCCUUCUUACAGACAACACCUCACCACACAAAAGAAUGGCUUCACCUGAUUUUGAAACCAGCCAGGACAACUGUUUGACUAAUGGAACAACAUCUCAUAAAGACCAAAAGGAGAUUUAGUAUAAAAAGCCUUUUUAAUAAUUUAAAUGAUAGCUACAAUAUUUAUACUACAUUGUAUUUGAACUUUUUUAUUUAACCAAAAUGCAGAAGACUAAUGCCACAGUGCCUUGUUUUUUACAUAUAUAUUUUAUAUUCAAUUUUUUGCUACAAAGAAACAUUAUACAGUUAUAUGACAAAUUGCCUUUUUACAGUAAUGACCAGGCACGAAAACAAACACUGACUUGAUAGUUUUAUAACAUUUUUUUCUUGUAGAAAUGCUAAAAGAAAUAGAUUAAAGUAAUAGAUUAAAAUGUUUGAAGACUUCUUGCCAAUACAUUUGUCAUUGAAUUUAUUACAUUACCUGUAUGUUUCAUUUAGUAGUUCUGAAUUUAGCACUAUUGCAUUAUGAAUGGUAUUUAUUACUUGAAAAUCAACUGUUAUAAAAUGAAGUCACCUCAAGUAAUGCCUCUGGCAUUACUCUUUAUUGAAAUCGUGCUUCCAUAUUUUAUGUGAUGAUUAUGCUAUUUCCAUAAUUGGGUGUAUUAAGAGAGAUGUUUUUACAGUUUAACUUCACUGGCAUUUACUGUUUUUUACUUAAAUCAGAUUAAUGAUUUUAUAUUGGGUUUAUUUGUGUUUAUUUUCUAAAUCCAGAAGCAUUUGAAAAUUCAGUAAAUGUGUUUAUUUAUUGUAGUGUUUAUAAUGCUCUGAUUCCUGCUCCAAAGACAACCGAUUUUACUGUCUGUAAAAUGUAUGCUAUCAUGGGGAUUGAUUUGAAAUUUGUAUUACGUUUGGUCAUGUGAAAUGAACUUCCUUAGUUUCAUCUU